This is a messenger RNA of Endocarpon pusillum Z07020, 1155 nucleotides long. RefSeq lists its product as uncharacterized. The transcript has a single exon. The record is from RefSeq and is a predicted model, not a curated record. NCBI's taxonomy places the organism in Eukaryota, Fungi, Ascomycota, Eurotiomycetes, Verrucariales, Verrucariaceae. Bases 1 to 1155 code for a protein of 384 amino acids.
AUGUCUCUUAGACAGACGUCACUCAAAGAUUUCUUUCCAGUGGUUGCUCAUAGCGGUCAAAGUUAUGGGGCCGUUCAAGGAAAAUAUCCAGGAAAUCUCCACAAAGCCCCUGAGCCUGGUCCGCUGGUCGCUACCUCAGAUGACUUGGCCAAACAAACCGCUGAACAUGGCGCCUUCCCGUUUGGUCCGUCUGACCUAGUGAUGACGAGGACAGCCAUGUCUACUGGUAUGGACAUCAUUACAAGUGCCACACAGAACAACAAGCGCAAAGAAGAGAUGGAUGAAUCUGAGGAUGAGCCAGAAGUGAAGCGUCUCAAGGCCUCGGACUCCGUUGGUUUGGACGAUGCUAUUGAUGCUGAUGACGAGCCUGUAUACGAACCGAAUCCAAAACGCCGCAAGCUUUCUCGUCUCAACAAUCUCAACGCUGGCAGCGCCCUCAACGAUGACGAUGAAAGCUUUGCUGAUGAUGAGGGAAAUUUCACAGGUUCAGAGGAGGACGAUUCGACAGUUGUGGCAGCUGACACCAACAACACCAACGUUGACGCUGUCUUCAGCAGUGAUAGCGAUGAUGAAAGCUUUAUUGCUAGUGAGGUUGACGAGACAGAGUCAGAGGAGGGCAACUCGACCGUUGGAGAUGGUAAUGAGUCUACGCUGAGCUUCGCAUCAUCGUCAACACUCCGGCCAAGCACUCUCUCUGCUACAGUUGUGCCGUCCAUGACAGCUGCUUCUGAAACUUCCCAGCAUGCUCACGUUCCACAAAGCCUUGUCAGCAGCUUUUCGAACACACACAUCAGCACACCGCAGGUCCCCACUGCUUUAGACCCCUCUCUUCCAUGGCCUCCUUCAGACCCCAACUUGAGAGGGAAGGCGGCACGACGUCGACGUCAGCCAGCAAAUUUCACCAUCUACGAAGACGAGACGGCAACUCCACCCCAGUUCUUCGAUAAUGAUGCUACGGACCAGAUUCGGAUGCCUGCAGCAAGAAACCGCGUUCUUAAUUCUUUGGACCAAGGUCAGGAAAACCGACGACCAGUGCUUCAACCAGUAGAGGCUCGUGUUGAUAUGGCACAAUUCCUUCACGAAACUGAGGAUGGCAGUGAAGAAGAGGUGGACCAGAUGACAGCACUCGAGAUGGAGGAUCCUUUCGAAUGGUAG